Messenger RNA from Entelurus aequoreus (snake pipefish), 3016 nucleotides. RefSeq names its product oocyte zinc finger protein XlCOF22-like. The transcript has a single exon. Gene Ontology annotation, molecular function: DNA-binding transcription factor activity, RNA polymerase II-specific; RNA polymerase II cis-regulatory region sequence-specific DNA binding. The record is from RefSeq and is a predicted model, not a curated record. Bases 212 to 1192 code for a protein of 326 amino acids. Gene Ontology annotation, biological process: regulation of transcription by RNA polymerase II. NCBI's taxonomy places the organism in Eukaryota, Metazoa, Chordata, Actinopteri, Syngnathiformes, Syngnathidae.
CGUCCAGCAGCUGAUCGGUAAUCCAGAAGAUGUUUCCCCUCAGUUAGGGGGGAGCUCCACUUUGAAGCAGGAGACUCCACAACCACCCUGCAUUAAAAAGGAAGAGGAGGAACUCUGGAUCACUCAGGAGGGAGAGUGUCUUCUAGGACGAGAGGAAGCUGAUUACGAGGUUGAAGUAACUUUGAGCAGCGAUACAGACUGUGAAGGUGAUAUGAGGACUCACACUGACAAACAAUUUGAAUGCUCUAAGAGGAAGAAAGGUAAAUUACAUUUCAGUUGUUCAAUUUGUGCUAAGAGCUGUACUCAAAACAGCAAGUUGACUCAGCACAUGAGAACACACACAGGUGAAAAACCAUUUAUUUGUUCAGUUUGUGGCAAAAGCUUUUCUGUUAAGAGAAAUUUGACUCAACACAUGAGAACACACACAGGUGAAAAACCAUUUAUUUGUUCAGUUUGUGGCAAAAGCUUUUCUGCUAAGAAACAUGUGACUCAACACAUGAGAACACACACAGGUGAAAAACCAUUUAGUUGUACAAUUUGUGGCAAAAGCUUUCCUGUUAAGAGAAAUUUAAAUGAACACAUGAGAACACACACAGGUGAAAAACCAUUUAGUUGUUUAGUUUGUGGCAAAAUCUUUUCUCGGAGUACCUCUUUGACUCUACACAUAAGAACACACACAGGUGAAAAACCAUUUAAUUGUUCAGUUUGUGGCAAAAGCUUUUCUCGGAGUACAUCUUUGACUCUACACAUGAGAACACACACAGGUGAAAAACCAUUUAAUUGUUCAGUUUGUGGCAAAAGCUUUUCUCGAAAUAUCAAUUUGACUAGACACAGGACAACACACACAGGUGAAAAAACAUUUAAGUGUUCAGUUUGUGGCAAAAGCUUUUCUCAAAAUAGCAUUUUGACUCAACACAUGAGAACACACACAGGUGAGAAACCAUAUAAGUGUUCAGUUUGUGGCAAAAGCUUUUCUGAUAAGAGCCAUUUGACUCGACACAUGAUAACACACACAGGUAAAAAAACAUUAAAUUGUUUAGUUUGUGGCAAAAGCUUUUCUGAAAGUAGCAAUUUGACCAGACACAUGAGAACACACACAGGUAAAAAAACAUUUAGUUGUUCAGUGUGCCGUAAAAGGUUCGCACAUAAUGCAGUCGCAGUAAAACACAUAAGAACACACAAGGGAAAAUAACCAAUUAGCUGUUUAGUUUGUGGUAUGUUGCUCAUAUAUGGUGACAUCCACCCUACCCAGGACCUCCUCACUGCUUCUUUCACAAAUAUCUGAGGUAUUAAUACAAACGUGGAUUAUUUGGAGCAUAAUAUUAUCUACUCAUGACCCCAUGUCUUCACUGUAUCUGAAACCACUGGACGCGAGAUGAGUUUGCGAAGUGUAAAAUUCAGUUGCAUUUUUAAUGAAAGAAACUGUUGUUCUAAAUGUGUCCGCUGGAUGUCGCAAUAGCAAUUCUGUUAGGCAAGCAAAUAGAUUAUACCGGGGCGAGCAAGUAUACCAAGCAAGAGGUACACGGUAAAGCGGGGCUGUGACUCCUCCCCCUCCACACAACGUAAAACAGUAGUAAAAUAAGCAAUCAGUAACCCCACUUAAAAUGCAGCAUGAGACACUGCACACUGAUAUAGUUCUGUGAAAAUGAUUGUCUUCUGUGCAAAUGUAAAGAAAGUGAACAGUGUGUGAUUUACUGCAAUACUGUCAGUCUUUUAACUUUUUAUUUGUGCUUUGUUGAAAUUGUUCACACAUUGCACAGCUUUUAUUUUCCUAUCAAUACACAUUAUGUCUAGAAGACAGGAAGUAACUCAACACUCUUGAAUAGUUUAUACCUCAGUUUGUAUGGUUUGUUGAGUUAGCACAGGAUUAAUAUGUGGAAAUGACAAAUGAGGUAGUUGAUACAUAGAAUAGUUUUUAUUCAUGCUUUAUUUAGUUUUUUGUUCAAUCCUAGAUGGGUUGUGACUUAAAAUUUAAUUGCUUUGUAGAUAAACUGAGAUUAAGUCUAAAUUCAUUUUGUUCUUCAAGGUGUUUUUGAAAAUGCACCAGUUUUUUCCUCUAAAUGUUCAACCAACUUGAAGUGUUUUGUCAAGAGGAUUAUUUGUGAUAUGUACAUUUUCAUAAUGUGCUUGUUCUAUUUUGGGCCGAAAUAAAAUAAAGAAAACAAUCUGAAGUUAGCUAAAAUGAGUUUGACACCCCUGCUGUAAUGUGACUCAUGUGAGCAGGUUACUGUAUAAACACAUUUUGUUAUAAGUUAUAAAAAUGUGUUCAGUUCUCAGAGACACAUCAAUGUCAGGCUGACAAUCGCUCUUCAGCUUUCUCCAAACACGAGAACAAAGCAGCUCCUACUGACUUGUGAUUGGUCAGACCGUGCCCAUCUUAAUCACAUGGCUAAUUUCAAUAUAAUAAAUUGCGAUGUAACACAAUUGAAUAUCUUAUAUGCUCAGACAGUAAUGUGUUUAUAUAAGUUUGGAUUGUGUUAUGAUGUUUGUAAUGGGGAAAGACGUUAAUGUGUCUUGUUUUCAUUUUUGCAUUUAAGAUAGUUGACAUUUAGCAUGAUAGCUGUUAACUGGCAAUUAGUGAUGUUAAGUGCCUAAGAUGGUAGUUAUUGAUUAGCAGUGCGAUGAGGGCUUUCUGCUGGUGAGUGAUUCUGGUGUUUUACAGGAUUCAUGGAAGUUUAUUGUCAUACCAGCACACGAUACACAUGAGAUGGCACACAAUUUAGUAGCACGUGAACAAUAGGAUUGGUCCUGGUGGAGAUCUACACUCUUAGUGCUUUUAGUGCUUUUCUUCUUUAUUCAGAGUAAUCAUUUGACUUUCUAAAGGUUUUUAUCUAAAACAACUAAGUUGGGUUGAAAAAUAAUUCUGUGUUUCUUGUAGUAUUUAAAAUGUAUGAUUUUUUUUCCUUCAAUGUAUGCCCUUUUUCUGGUUUGAACAAAAGCCAUGGAAAAAGUCUGUGCACGUGCUUGUAUAUACAUCUUUUUUAAUUUUCAAAAAAUAGUUGUCGACUAUUUGAUG